Molecule: messenger RNA, 1414 nt
Organism: Bemisia tabaci
Lineage: Eukaryota; Metazoa; Arthropoda; Insecta; Hemiptera; Aleyrodidae
Gene: Scgbeta
Product: sarcoglycan beta
Biological process (GO): muscle organ development
Cellular component (GO): sarcoglycan complex; sarcolemma
Source: RefSeq, a predicted model, not a curated record
GUCCGCUCUCAGCGUGACGAAAUCUAGAGACGACCCACCGAAUGAUUUACGCGAGAGAACGAUUAAAUUCGGUGUGGGAAAAAAAUUAUUUGAAGGGUUCGACUGAAUUUAUGUGCGGAGUAAACGAAAGAUUCUUACAAAUAUUCGGAUUCGUUGAAAGAAUCUUGAAACACGGAAACUGCCGGCAACACCGUUUGUUUACGUGAACUUGCGAUACCCAGUGCGCGUAUAAUCGCGGUUCCUCCUUAAAAUUAUUGGGUUACCCUCUCAUCUUUGAACUUACCGAUCUGCGUUCAUUAAUUUCUUCUCAGGGAUACUUCAUGCGUGUUCAAUGAUUAAAUGCCGUUCUCGUAGUUUCAUACCCGGACUUCGAGCGUUUUCUUGAUGGAUUGGACGCGGAAACUCAAACCGCCACCCUGAUUUUGACGAGGGAAUAUUUUAGAUCCCAUUUCUAGGCGGCAUUUUGAGACGAUGGAGAAAAUGGAAGACUCGUCACGGGACAGGAAGAGCGACCCGGGCGAAACGCACGCCUUCUGUAUCUUCUCAUUGCUGAUAUUCUUCCUGGUCCUCGGGAACCUAACCUUAACCCUGCUCAUCAUCAAAGUCCUGCGCAUCGGUUACGGGAUGGAGAGCAUCGAGAGCAACACCCUGGAGAACCUCCUCAAGUUCUACGGAGACGCUGACCUCGGCGAGCUCUACAAACCCGACGGGAAGCUCAGCGGCUUCAAGGACCUCCCGGUCGUCAUCGGGGGCACCGCCGGCUCGGUGGGCUUCGAGCUCAUCGACCACCACCACAAUCGCACCCCCGUCCAAAAUUUGAGGGUCGAAAAGAACGGUACGCACCUGAAAAACGUGACGAAUUUCGAGGUCGUCGAUCCCGCCACCGGGCGCCCGGUCUUCUCCACGAGUUUCCCCAAGUUCUUCCUGCCCCCCGGAAUGUCCAAGAUCGACGUCAACAUCGUCCACACGCGCAGGAUUGCCAGCCCGAUCAACACCACCCUCUAUCUCAGAUCCGAGUCGGUGACGCGUCUAAAAGGGAACGAGGGCACGCGCAUGCGCGGGAAAAGCGUCAUGUGGACGGCCGACGGCGAUAUAUUCGUCAAGAGCGUCAACGGGAGUUUGAUUCUGUCCGGGAAAAACGGGAUCAUCCUCGACCUGAAAUCCUUGCAUAUCGCUCAGAAUAAAUUCAACAAGACUGUCAGCACACAUUAUAAACUGUGUGUUUGUAUGCCUUCCGGCAAAGUUUUCCGGAUCCCCAUGACUCAACGCUAUAACAUGCAUUUAGCGUGCAACUACGUAGACCAGAUAAUCGGAAAAAGCCCCUGUUAAGUCCUAGCUAGGCAAGACUGUUGACAUUUUUUCAAACAUUUUAGGUGCGAUCAUUCGUCGUUCCCCGGACUACACUGUUAAAAAU